AUGCAUACUUUGAACAUUGCUAAUACCAAAUUACAGAUUUACACCACUGAUUCUAAAGUUUUCAUAGAUGAAUGCCUACCCUGUACUCUUAAUUGCGAGGGAGGGAGUGGGAAAUGUGAAACUAAGGAAACUGCUGUUUCCUCCCUUGUGAUGAAAUCCACCUGACACCUCCAUGCUGCUGAUAUGAAUGAUUCACACUCUUUUUUUUUUUUUUUUUUUUUGGACUUAUUUUCCUUUGGAGAAGAUUUCCCUUGCUGUGUAAUGUGUCAGCCUCCUCUUGCUUUGUAAGAAGUCCUCUUUACCUGUGUCCAGUUACUGCUGUAGGUCAAAAUGCUAGGUAAGGCAUUCUAACUCAUCAUAUCUACUCACACUUAUUAAUUAAGAUUACUUUUUGAAAAUGUCAGUCAUUCAAUGCCAAGUCGUUCAGUAAAAUCAUGCUACAGCUUUAGAGUUCCCUGCUGAAAUAUGCUCAGUUGGAUGUACUGUAGUUGUUGUCAUGCAGCUAUCCUAUAUGAGGAAGAGCUUGUCUGAUAAAGGAAAAGCUGUGAACAUAAUUUUAUUUUACUCCUUGUUUUAUUUGUUUUUGUUUUGUCAUCUCUCUGAGUGAGACAGAGUCCUAUGUACCCCAAUGGUAUAACUCGGGGCUAAUCAGACUUUUACGUACAGGUAGACAAUUUGAGUGUCUCAUGGAUACCUCCCCUCUCAUUCAUGAUUGCAUAGUGUCCCUGUGCUAACUAGAUUGCUUAUGGGGAAAAUAUUUAAAGAAUUCUUGGUUGCCUAAUCUGAUGGAAAGCACACCACAGACCACAGAUUGGGACUCUUUGAUAUAACUGCCUCACUGUACUAACUUUGCCAAGGAUCAGCUGCCCUUGAUUUCUAUUUAUGCAUUAGUAUUUAGAAAUUUAGGUACAAAAAUUUGCUGAACCUACAAAGAUUCAGGUGCCAGAUAAAGGAUUUUACAUUAAACUAGCACCAGGCUCUAACAGAGUCUGGCAAUUUCCGGUCUAGUAGCAGCAGCAACAUGUGUUAUCUAUUUUGGCAAUACAGUUGGAGGAGUGGGCCAAAAAUAGUAGAAUCCGGAAAACUCUAGGUGCUGGUGUGUCUUUGCAGUGUUACUUAGCAGGAGUGCAUGAGAUUUAGAUUUUUUGCAGUAAAACUGGAGAAGGUGCUGCACUUCUGUAUUUACCUGGUAGAAUGUGGAGAUUUUGGAUUUGUAAAAGUAGCUGGAUCUAAGGAUUGGAUAUAUAUCUUUAUGGUGCUAGUGUGCCAGUUUACAACAGAAUCAGGAUUUUUUUGGCGCACUAGGAGCUGUUAAAUUUUGAUACAAUGAACACCAAAAAACCCAAAUUGGAAUUAAAAAUUGGCAGAAAGCAGGCACUGGAUUGGGCUGCAAUGCAUCAGGUUCUGGAUUUUUAAAGUGAUGUAGUAGAGGCAUACUUUGUUUUAUAUUUAGAUUAUAUAUUUUGGGGCUUUGGGCCAAAAAUUGCAAAGAUCCAGCUAUAACUGUUCUCUAUCCAGGCUAUGCAAUUAAGGUGGUAUAGAGGGAAACCAAAAAUUGGCUAGGUCUCAGAGGCUCCAAGUUUCUAUAGUCUUUAUUCUCCAAGUUUUUGUAGUGUUUAUUCUCUGAGAUGCAUCUGGUAUGCAUUUUUAUUUUCUGGUAGGAUAGGAGGCAGCUGGACUUGUUAACUAUUUUGAUGGUACAGUUUGGGACUUGAGAGCCAAGAAUGAGCACACUCCAGAUUUCUUCCCAUUUGCUGAACACAAGGUGUUCUGUGGAGAAUCUGUGAGGUGGGCAGAGGAGGUGGGAGAUGGAUGCGCUAGGACAAGGCACAGCUAGUACUCUGGGGAAGAUCACUCAUGGAAGUGGGCGGCAGCCGAGGUUUCCCUCUGCUUUUCCGUUCCAUUCCCUAAUAUAGAAGCGCUUCCGGCGGCGUGGAACACUUUGACAUCAUCCCCCGCACCCCGAUGACGUCAGCGCCGGGAGCAGUGUGUGACGUUGGUGCGUAGGGGAACGCGCUGACGUGUCCUAUUUAAAGGUCCCCAAGCGGAGGAUGGAGACAGAGCAAGCAGGUGCAGCUGUGGGAAGCGCCGGGGCUGCAGAGCACAGGGAGGGAGCGUGCGGCGCAGCUUGCUGGGGACCGUAGGGUGCCCGGCCACGGGGAGGAGGCGGGGCAAGUGCCCAGCCGGGACCGCUAAGUCGCCGCGGUCUCGCUGACAGAACAAGCGCCUGGUCCGGCACCCGAGGGGUGAGGGAGAAAGAGACGAGGGGGCCGGGACAAGCAGCGCCUGUUCCCCGGCGCCGACGAGCUGCUGUUCCCGGGAGCAAGGGAGGCGGAGAAGGAGCGGAGCUGGAGCGGGGGCGGGUGUGAGGGAGGGGGGAGGUGCGCGGGGAACCAGCGUCUCGGGGGCGCUGGAGCAGCCGGGUGCAGCCCGACAUUGAGCUCCCAGCUGCGAUACGCCAGUCGCCGCGCGACACUGGGAUCCCGCCGCCUUGUGCGGGGCCAGGGAGCGGGGGGGCCGCGCGGCUCGGUCCCUCGGUCCGUACCGUUCCCCUGCGGCAUAGGGGAGCGGGGGGCGCUGCCGCUCCCAUCCCCCGCUGCCGCUCUCGGUGAUUGAUCCGCCUCUCCGAGCCCGGAGGAAGAUGCUCGCCCGGUCGCUGCAGCAUGAGGCGUGACUGAAAGGACCCGUCCCUGCUGGAAGAGGGAGCGGCGCUCCGCGUCUCGGCGGCCGGGUAGCGGGGCCUCUCUCUGCGGGGGAUGUGCCACCAGUGCUCCCGCAUAGCUGCUGCUGCUGCCGCUCUCGGGGAGCCUCAUGCCAGCGCCGGUGAAACGGCUCCCUCCGCCUCCGCCUGCUGCUCGGGAAAAUGAAUCGAUACCCCCCAUCCUGCUGCUGCUGCCGCUGCCGCCGGCGGGGGUGUUAGAGGGAGAAGCGGCGGGGAGCGCUGCGCAUAACGCCGGCCCCAUCCCGCGCUGCACCUGACAUACCCCGAGCUCGCGGUGCCCUGGGGCUUUGCUUACCCGGGGGAUAAACGCUGCUGCAGGGUCCCUCGCCCCCGUGAGAGGCGAGCGUCUCCCCUUCUCCCCGCGCAAGGAGAGGCUGGCUGGCUGUGGGGAGGGGAUUCGCUGUUUGCUACUACCUCCGAGGCCAUCUCCUCUGGCAGUGGGCUGGAGUUACUCUGGGGCUGGAGAAGAGCGUGCUCCGAGAGGAUAUGGGAGAAACCCCCCUCGGGCUUCUUCCUUAGGACGCCUCGGCUCCUUCUCCUUCCAAAGGGGAUUGUGAUUUCAUUGGCUACAACUCCACAUGCCUACGGACUCCCGUUGUGGUAGGCGCUGACCCACUAGGGCAGCGCUUAAGCCCUGCUAAUAGGAGCGCGGGGCCACUUGGAUUUCUCUGAAAAGCCUGGGAUAUAAUCAAGCCGGGAAACGUGGUGACCCAGACUCGUGUCACCAUCGCUAAGGGAACGUCGGACCAGAGGGGUAGAGAACCAGGUGGUGGAGAGGCGAGGAAAAUCCUCUGGGAAUCGUCUAUAGAGCACCUUCAGUUCAAGCUUCCGUUGGGCAUCAUGGGGGAACAACCCAUCUUCAGCACCCGAGCUCAUGUCUUCCAGAUUGACCCAAACACUAAGAAGAACUGGGUUCCCACCAGCAAGCAUGCUGUUACUGUGUCCUACUUCUAUGACAGCACAAGAAAUGUCUAUAGGAUAAUCAGCUUGGAUGGCUCAAAGGCAAUAAUUAAUAGCACUAUCACCCCCAACAUGACAUUUACUAAAACAUCCCAGAAGUUUGGCCAGUGGGCAGACAGCAGGGCAAAUACGGUCUAUGGCUUGGGAUUUUCCUCUGAACAUCAUCUUUCAAAAUUUGCAGAAAAAUUUCAGGAAUUCAAAGAAGCUGCACGAUUAGCAAAGGAGAAAUCCCAAGAAAAGAUGGAGCUAACAAGUACACCUUCACAGGAAUCAGCAGGAGGGGACAUUCAAUCUCCUUUAACACCAGAAAGCAUUAAUGGAACAGAUGAUGAAAGAACAACUCCAGAAGUGACACAAAACUCGGAACCAAGGGCUGAACCAACCCAGAAUGCAUUGCCAUUUACACAUAGUUCGACAAUCAGCAAGCACUGGGAGGCUGAACUGGCCACACUUAAGGGUAACAAUGCCAAGCUCACAGCAGCUCUGCUGGAGUCCACUGCCAAUGUAAAACAAUGGAAACAACAGCUUGCUGCAUAUCAGGAGGAAGCAGAACGUCUACAUAAGAGGGUGACUGAGCUGGAGUGUGUGAGCAGUCAAGCAAAUGCAGUCCAUACACAUAAAACAGAAUUAAACCAGACAAUACAGGAAUUAGAAUCCACACUGAAGAAGAAAGAAGAGGAAAUAGAAAGAUUGAAACAAGAAAUUGAUAAUGCCAGAGAGCUUCAGGCACAGAGGGAUGCUUUGACCCAGAAGCUCCAGGAAGUAGAAAUUCGAAACAAGGACCUGGAAGGGCAGCUGUCUGACCUAGAGCAACGUCUGGAGAAAAGUCAGAAUGAGCAAGAAGCUUUUCGCAAUAACUUGAAGACACUUUUAGAAAUUCUUGAUGGAAAAAUCUUUGAACUAACAGAAUUACGAGAUAACCUGGCCAAGCUAAUAGAAUGCAGCUAAAGAAAUGGGAUUUCAGUGCCAAUCAUCUUAAAGAUGCACUGUCUCUCUUCAUAGGACUUUGUUGGGCUCUGCAUCAAAGUUGCACAAAAUUAGAAAAAUGCUCCUCCAAGAGGGCCUAUUUUAAAUUUGAAUAGUAUAUUUCAAUGUAAAAUUUAGAAAUCAUCUUGUAGCUAGUUGAAAAAGAAAACACUUGAAUUACAAAUUACCUCCAUGUAUAUUAUUGGCCAUAAAUAACUUGAAGAAAGAUAUUAACAGUAAUUGAAUGCAAUGAUUUUCUGAUUAUUAGCCAGUGGAAGAAUUAGCAGUGUCCCAGGUCACAUCCCCUUUUUGUGUUAGACACGAUAUAGAUUAUCUGCUUUUUUUAUUUAAGAUAUCUAAUUGAUGUGUUUUGUGCAAAAACUUAGUGAUGACAGCCCUGUCUUUUGUUGUAAUCUUAAUAAUUUCUCAGGAUACUUUGCGCUGUUGAGAAACAGUGCCAUUACCAAUUAAUUCUUGCCAGGAGUGAGAGAGAAUUGCAUCUUUAAUUGAAACAUAGUUAAUAGAACUGCUUGUAUAGAGUUCUUCCUUUUUUUUAUACUGGAAGAUACUGUAUUUCUUUAUGAAGUUCACUCUGGUGUUCUAUAAUAUUGUCCAGUGUAUGGUUUACUUUCCAUAUUAUUUCCAUGUAUUUACAAUGAGAUCCUGUCUCCCAUUUUAUUAUACAUUUUAAAGUCAACCAAUGAAGGCAGGUGAGUUCCUCAGAAAAAAAUAUUUUUAAAUUUAAAAUUUAAAUUUAAAAGCCAGUAAUUUAUUGUCUGGCCUUAUUAAACAUCAAAUAUAAUUAGAAUGUGCAGUUACUUGAAGAUGUUUUAUUAGCCUAUUUUGCAAGAAAUCUUUUCGGAAUGAUCAGUGCAUUUCAGUUUUGUGUAAUAAUGCCUAGUGGAGAACACUGUUUAUUGAUCAUGUUAGGGAUAUAGAGCUAUUACAAGGGGAUUACCUUUGCAUUGAACUUGUCCAGCCAAGAGAAAUGUUUCUAGAAGCUGUGUAGUCAUAGCAAAUUGAAAUGGAGACAUGUUUUCUCUGUAUAGUUCUUCACACCACAUUUUACCGAAACCACGCCAGGCAACUGAACUGUUACAUAGUUGUUUAAAAAGAGGAAUUGAAUUCACUUAUCCUCAGUGAAUGGGUUUUAAAGUUGUUUUGAUGUAAUUUUAACAGACUUUUGGCAAACAUGCAUUUCUCUAUAAUAAUAUAUUGAUUUUAAGAAAAGUCAUUGAAAGGUAAGCCAAGUGUCAUAUGUUUGCUUAUUGAAUGGGAAGUGCAUCAAAGUAUGUUGUUGCCAUAAAUUGCCUGCAAUGUUGGAGAGGGUUUUUUUAAAAAAAAAUGUAUGAAUGAGUAUCAGACUCAAGAGUCUCAAGAUGCACUGAGUUUUUGUUUGUGCCCAAAAUUAAUUUGAAUGUUAAAUACAAAAUCCAGAUGAUUACUAAAUUUGUAUAACAGACAAUUUUCUCCACUUUUACAGAGUGCUAUUCAAAACUAGAAAAUGUAGGUCUGGUUUGUGUGUGUGUACUGUAUGUAUAAUACACGCAUUCUAAUUUACAUUAGAAAGAGAGAAAAUACAUGGUUUGUUUAUAAAAUAUCAUUUUUUCUUUACAAGUGAUUUAUCAGGUUCCCCUGACAAGUCAGGAGAACAGUUUAGUUCAAAUACUAAACCAUCAUAUAUUAUAUCGUAUGUACUGUACACACCAUUUACAUUUCCUCCAUAUUUUUAGGGUAUUUUCUCACCUAUUUUAUUUAUUAAGAGGGGAAAAAAAGCUUAGUUCAGUGUGCAUAUGGCUGAAAGCUUGCUGUGGUGAGUUACGUAUUUUUUAUUUGGUGGAUGUUAAAUGAUGAUGAUAUGGGUAACUUCAUCAGGUGAGCAGAAAUCACCAGGUUUUAAUUUACAUGAAGCUAUUUGGGCCUGAUUCUCUUGUGAUUUACACCAGUCUAAAUCAGAAGAAUCUUCAGUGAUGUCAAUGGAGUUACUCUGGUUAAAACUGGUUUAUGUGCCAGGAGAAUCAAGGCCAUUAGAACUGGAUGGGCUUAAUUAGGAGGAAGUAAAAGGUGAAACAAUAGCAAGUUGAUAGGAUAAUAAAUGUGAUAUUAUUUUAAAUUAUAUUAUCAGAAUUUUUUAAAAUGUCAUCCUUUACAUGUGGGAAAAUAGCUUACAAAAAUAUUUCCACUUACUUUUUUGUAUAUGUGUGUUACAUGAGUAUUUUUAUGUAUACAUACAUACACAUAUGUAUAUAUAGUACAUGGGAAAAAUUUAGAUGUGCACAUUUUUAAUAUUUUCCUAGUGAAAUGAAAUUUAAAAUUGGAAAAUAAUAUUUGAAAAUUUCUUUUCUCAUAAAGUAGAGAUGCUUGAUUUCAUUUUUUAAAAUAAUGCAAUCUAUUGAGGGCUGCACCUUUGAAUUCCCAAAAUAGUCGUCAAACAUGGAUAUGGGAUAAGGUGGACAUAAGUGCACAUAUAAAUAAAAUCUUAUUGUAAGAAUAUUUUAAAUGUUCAUUUUCAGUAGGUGAGUGUAUAGAAAUUGUAAUCUAAAGUUCAUAAUUAGGUGGUGAUACCUACUGUAGCCUCUCCACUUCUGUAUUAAGAUAUUUGAAACAUUAAUUUUUCCCCAGAAACAGAUAUUAUACAUUGUAUCUAACUUUAGAUAAAACUGUGGGAAUAUGUAUGCCAGAAAACAAUGUUGGGUACUGUAGCCUGAAAAUGUGAACAAGAACCUACACAGGAGAGGAGAGCAAUCACAUUGUGUAUAACUUGUUAUAUGACAACUAUGGAGUCUUAUUUAAAAAAAAAAAAAUGGAAAAAAAACCCCAACAAGAAAAAGAAAAAAAACCCCAAAAAUAUAAUUUUUAUUUUGAAAUACACUUGCUGUUCUCUGGAGAAUGUACUUUUUCUCUUUAUUUUUUUCUUAAAACUUUUUCAAGUAUUAAAAAGUGUGCAAGUGAUGGCAGCAGUUACCUUAAUCCUUCAGGUGCUACUGGAUUUUGCAUUGGCGUGUCAUGUUGUGAAAUCCUGACUUUGACAUAAAAGGUUUUAUAAGUACAUCCCCGUCUGGAAAGUUAGUUUUUGGAGUGUCUCUCUCGUAAUCCGUAUGCCGGAAUGACCCGAAGUUGUAUUCUUCUGUACUGACGUAUUAAAAUCUGUCAACUGUAAUAUAGGCCAUGAUUUCCUGCUCUCAGCAAACUUCCAAGAAAACUGGAAAGGAAAACAAAAAUAAUUCAUCAACAGUGGACUUUACAUGGUACAGGGAAGGAUACGGAAUAAUUAAUUGUUAUAAAAUCUCAAAGAAGCACGCAUUUCAGGUAAGAAGUAGUUUAGAGUAGUGAAUACACAGAUAUAAUUGAAACUGAAUGUAAGGAAGUGGUGGUUGUGACUAAUAUUGUGAUGGUGGCAUUUGGAGAAGAUAAUUCUUUUUUUAAUAAAGUAAAUUUUUAAUAAGAAAAGAGAGUGGAUAAGAAUGCAUCAACUGAGGGAAAAUAUUUUUGGUUUUCCUCCUUCAAUUGCCAGCCAUGGAAAGUUUUCUUUUUUCACGCCUUUUCCUUCUCCAGCCUAUCAAUUAAGGGUUAAAUCUAGGUUUAACUUGAGUAAAUGGGUGAACCUCAGUUGGUUCCAUCCUCACGUUCUCUGUUUCUGUGCUGAAGAGGCUAUUGAACAAUGUCCUUCCUUUAUGCAUCAUAUUCUUUGAGGGAGGUAGUUACAGAGUCAAAUGCAAAAUCUGCAUCAGGCUAUUGUCACAAAUUCAGGGUGGGAGGCAAAGGAGAAAAAGGCUGCAAUCCUUCCUGGUCAUUCUCUAUCUUGCAAAGUCUGGCCCAUUAGCAUUAAGAAUAUAUUGACUACUUUACUUGUCAUUACCUUAGAAUAGGGCCAAAUGUCAAUCUGAUUAGAGUACAUCUCUGAACAUUGAGGAGUAAUUUUAAAAAAAUCAAGCCCACUUGGGCUGGAGUUGUGUGCACUCUCAGUAACUGGUUAUGCCAAUUAGACACGCAAUUAUGCACUCAUUUUCUCUAAACAAGGCUCUGGAUUGUGCAAAGCAAUGUUCUGAUUGGUUGGUGGAGCUUUUUCUGACGAUAAUA
Chelonia mydas (Green sea turtle) is the source of this 8728-nucleotide messenger RNA. It is a transcript of the gene HOMER1, whose product is annotated as homer scaffold protein 1. Gene Ontology annotation, biological process: G protein-coupled glutamate receptor signaling pathway; regulation of store-operated calcium entry. Gene Ontology annotation, cellular component: plasma membrane; cytoplasm; dendrite. NCBI's taxonomy places the organism in Eukaryota, Metazoa, Chordata, Testudines, Cheloniidae. The coding region runs from base 3563 to 4630 and encodes 355 amino acids. The record is from RefSeq and is a predicted model, not a curated record. The transcript is spliced from 9 exons. Gene Ontology annotation, molecular function: G protein-coupled glutamate receptor binding.